GAGCCAGUGGCGGUGGUCAGGGCGGAUGAAGGAAGUUUAGUUGAGGGUGAAACGGUUUAUUGCUGCUCUGCUGUUUGAGUAACUGUGGUGGAACACAAGCUCUGCUCAUCCCGUUAUCCAGAGCUACACUAACCCACCAUCUCUCUGGCCCAUAUAUACACUGGCAGAGCACGUAGUAAGUACCCUGCAAGCAGUGAGGGUGACUAUGGAAUCGGAGAGAAGUUUCUACACUCCAUUGCUGCAGACCAUCGAGGAACCUACAGUCUCACCGGCUGCCACAGGCUGCAUGAAGGUGCUGUCCUCUCUCUUGGCCAUCGCUUCCAUUACCAUCGGCACCAUCUAUCUGGACUCCUGCACCAUACAGUACCUCAUUCCAAUCUAUCUCAUCGUCUCUGGAUGUUUCACCCUCUUUUUCGUGAUGCUGUCCUUGGCAUCAUGCUCUUCGAAUGAUGAAGAUUCUCGGGAGUCUGCCUGUAAAUCUGACCUCGUUUUGAAGGGUGUGGUUUCUAUCUUCUCCGUCAUCUGGUUUAUCUGUGGGAACGUGUGGAUCUACACUAUCUACCCACCCGAUUACAACAACAACACAUCGUUCAGCUACUGUGACAAGACGGUGUACCUCUUUGCCUUCUGGACCACCACCGUCAUUUACAUCCUGAUGGGGGUCACCCUGGUGCUGGGCUUCUGCGCUUUGCUCUGCGCCUGCGCUCUUGGUGGCAGCUUCCUCCUUUCACGUCGCACAUAGUCACCUCUCCCCCUCCUCUCUCUCCCCCUCCUCUCUCUCCCCCUCUCCUCCCCCUCUCCCCCUCUCCCCCU
Molecule: messenger RNA, 813 nt
Organism: Amblyraja radiata (thorny skate)
Lineage: Eukaryota; Metazoa; Chordata; Chondrichthyes; Rajiformes; Rajidae
Product: transmembrane protein 272-like
Exons: 5
Coding region: 206-742 (178 amino acids)
Source: RefSeq, a predicted model, not a curated record